AUGGCGAGCCCUUCCGAAGAUGUAUCCCCUCCUGAUUCUCCUGCGUCUGACGGAUCCGGCACAAUGCCGUCGCCCGGACGUGUAGACGGCUCACCAGCGAUUGCUAGGAGACAGAGCGAAGAUCGACUUGAUGCUGGAAAUGAUGAUGAAGAUGAGGAUCCCGAGGAGGAAGGCGAGGAAACCGCGCCUCGAGAAGAUGAUGACGACGAAGAAGAUGAAGAAGACGAUGAUGAAGAAGAGAUUACAGGUCAUCGAAGAAAGCGCCGGCGCGAGCGACGUAAUCAGUUCCUCGACGUGGAAGCUGAGGUUGAUGAAGAUGAAGAUGAAAAUGAGGAUGACGAAGACGAGCUUAAUGAACUUAAAGACAACUUCAUUGCCGAUACACAUCCCGACGAUUUGGCAGACCUGCCAGUGGGCGGCGAGACAGAUGAUCGAAGACACAGGGAGUUGGAUAGGAGACGUGAGAUGGAAGCAAGCCUAGAUGCUGAGAAGCAAGCCGAAAUCCUGCGACAGCGAUACGCCAAGAUCCGAACCGGAAGAGCUCUGGGAGAUUCUGCGGUGGUACCAAAACGACUCUUACUUCCCAGUGUGGAUGAUCCAAGCAUUUGGGCUGUUAGGUGUAAGGAAGGCAAGGAGAGAGAGGCCGUUUUCGCGAUCAUGAAGCGCAUCGAGGAGAGGAUGGGGACUAAAGAAGAAUUGGCAAUCACAUCUGCCUUCGAACGAGGCGGAACUCAUUCAACAAUGAAGGGAUUCAUCUAUGUAGAGGCGCAGCGCCAAGCGGAUAUCAUGGUUGCCCUGACUGACCUGAUGAAUGUAUACCCUCGAACGAAGAUGAUGCUUGUCGAGAUCAAGGAGAUGCCGGACCUUCUUCGUGUCACAAAAACCCCAGCAUUGGAACCAGGAGCGUACGUGCGACUGAAGAGGCCUCCAAAGUACGCCGGGGAUCUCGCCCAAGUUAUUGAUGUCACAGAUACGGGCCUUGAAUUACGGGUUAGAUUUGUGCCUCGGCUUGAUUACGGUCUACAUGAGGACGUAAAUGCACCUACGGAUGCGUUUGGUGCGAAGCGAAAACGACCAGUAGCCGGCCCUCGACCGCCCCAGCGAUUGUUCAGCGAAGUUGAAGCCAGAAAAAGACAUAGCAAGUUGUUAGGCGGUGGGACUGCAGGUGCCAAGUCAUGGAACUAUGCGGGGGAUGAAUACGUCAACGGUUACUGCGAAAAGGAGGUAAAACUCCAAACCCUCAUUGUCAAAGAUGUCAAUCCGACAUUGGAAGAGGUAACGAGAUUCGCGUCUGGUGCGGAAGACGGCACCGAAAAUUUGGAUCUCAAUGCUCUGGCUGCCAGUCUGAAGGCUAGCACUGCAAAUGCGUCAUAUUUGCCCGGCGAUAUUAUUGAAGUUUAUGAGGGCGAACAGAAAGGUGUCAUAGGGAAGGCAAUCUCUGUACAAGCUGAUAUCGUUACAAUGGCAGUCUCAGAGGGCGAUUUGAAGGGCCAGACAAUUGAAGUACCUGUAAAAGGACUCCGAAAGAGGUUUAGGAAUGGUGACCACGUCAAAGUCAUUGGCGGCAGUCGGUUCAGAGACGAAGUUGGAAUGGUUGUCAAAAUUAGCGAGGACAGGGUUACUCUCUUGAGUGAUCAUGGAAAUACCGAGAUUACAGUAUUCAGCAAGGAUCUUCGAGAAGCCAGUGAUUCUGGCGGUAGUGGAACACUUGGGAAAUUUGAGCUCUGGGAUCUGGUCCAACUUGAUCCAUCAACAGUUGCUUGUAUUGUCAAGGUGGACCGAGAAUCGCUCGUAGUCCUAGACCAGAACAACCAAACUCGGACCGUGAUGCCAUCUCAGAUCUCUAAUAAGCUCGAAAAGCGGAGACAUGCAGUUGCUACCGAUCGCAAUGGCAAUGAAAUUCGCCUCGACGAAACGGUUAAAGAGAACGGCGGCGAAGCCAGAUCUGGCAAGAUCAUUCACAUCCACCGAGCUUACCUCUUUUUACGAAACCCAUCGCAGAAUGAAAAUGCUGGCGUAUUCGUCACUCGCACGACUGCUGUCUCCAGUGUCGCCGCAAAGGGUGCUGUCACAGCUUCCACCGGUCCUGAUCUUACCUCGAUGAAUCCGGCAAUGAAGCGAAACCCAGCCACCGGUGGUGAUAUGGCUCCACCGAAAAGCUUUGGUCGAGAUCGGUCUAUUGGUCAGACAGUCACCAUCCGAAAAGGACCUUAUAAAGGUCUGCUUGGAAUUGUGAAAGAGGCUACUGAUAGCAACGCUCGAGUUGAACUGCACACGAAGAACAAGACUGUAAAUGUUUCAAAGGAUGAUCUGGCAUUCAAGGACAAACUUACAGGCCAAGAGUUCAAUCCCAACUCAAGAGGUGGAUUUGGUGGUGGCAGAGGGGGUGCCACACCAAGAGGACGGGGUGGACUCGGGUCAGCUACUCCAGGUGGUUGGGACGGCGGACGCACCCCAGGAGCAGCCGGUGGAGUCGAGCGAACCCCAGCAUGGGGUGCAAGAACACCCGCGGUUGCGAAUGGAGGACGAACACCAGCCUGGAAAUCAUCUGGUGACAAUGCAGGGGGUCGAACUCCUGGCUGGGCUGAUGGCUCUCGCACCGUCAAUCCUUACGAUGGUAGCCGAACAUCGUAUGGAGGCGGCAACCGGACACCCGCUUGGUCAUCAGGGGCCAAGACUCCAGCAUACGGGAUGUCAGAUGCUUUUGCGGCAGGCUCAAAAACACCUGGCUACAGCGGCGGUGGCAACGAUACCUGGGGUUCCAAAACACCCGCUUAUCAGCAGCCAGCAUCAAACGACAAUUGGGGCUCUAACCAGCAGCAAUCUAACAAUGGCUGGGGCGCUAAUUCAUACGACGCGCCGACUCCUGGUGUUAACAUGUCCGCGCCUACUCCUGCGGCAAUGAACGCACCUACACCAGGCGCCUACUCUGCUCCUACACCAGCACCGUACAACGCGCCUACUCCUGCUGCAGCACCCACUCCUGCUCCUGGCUGGGGAGGCGGUGGCGGAGGUGGAUGGGGAGCACCAACGCCACAAGCUAUGGAUGCUCCUACUCCUGGCGCUCAGCAAGGUUACUAUGCCGCGCCUACGCCAGGAGCGUACGGAGCAAUGCCCGAGACACCAGCUGCGAACUGGCAAGAUGAUAAUCAACCGAGGUAUACGGAUAACUGA
Messenger RNA from Lachnellula hyalina, 3174 nucleotides. It is a transcript of the gene SPT5, whose product is annotated as Transcription elongation factor SPT5. Gene Ontology annotation, cellular component: DSIF complex. Gene Ontology annotation, biological process: transcription elongation by RNA polymerase II; regulation of transcription by RNA polymerase II; regulation of DNA-templated transcription elongation. The record is from RefSeq and is a predicted model, not a curated record. Gene Ontology annotation, molecular function: mRNA binding; protein binding. The transcript is spliced from 3 exons. The coding region runs from base 1 to 3174 and encodes 1057 amino acids. Lineage: Eukaryota; Fungi; Ascomycota; Leotiomycetes; Helotiales; Lachnaceae.